CGCCUUCCGCGUCGGCGAGAAGAAAGGGAGCCCGGACGCGCGGAGGCUGACCCGGAGCCUACCCAUGAGGCAGCGCGCCGGCUCCUCGAGAGCCCCCCCACCCCGCCCACGGCUCGGCCGCCUGCUCCGCAAUGGGAGCCGCCGCCGUCGCCGCCGUGUAGUUUUUCGUGCUCCUCCUUUUCCUCCUCCUCUUUCUCCUCCUCCUCAGGGCCCCAGUCAGGCCGAUCCGCUCCGCUCACGGGUUUAAGAUUAUCUGACUUUCAACUAUACAGGAUUGCUGACUGCUGAUAGAAAGGUCCUCAUGGAACAAAAUGCACCAUGGAAGUGGCUUUGUUAAAUUCCAUGAGGAAAAAUAAAUAAUAUAUCUCCCAACUGUAUUGAAUAGAAAAAGGAAGGAAAAGAAAUAUAACUUGCUGCCUUGUGUGGAGUCACAUGAUGAUCAAAAUUAGAUCCAAGAAUUUCUAAACCCCAGGUUUCACGUUUCAAUAUUUGGCUUUACUUAAAGUGACUCAUAAAAUUGACUGAUAUCUUGUGUCAGUACUUAAAUGACAAUUUACAGAAAGUCAGCUCUUCAACUUGAUUGGCGACAACCCUUUUCAGCCAAAAAAUAAAUCAAAAAUGGCAGAACUCUUUAUGGAAUGUGAAGAAGAAGAGUUGGAACCAUGGCAGAAGAAAGUAAAAGAGGUUGAUGAUGAUGAUGAUGAUGAGCCGAUCUUUGUUGGAGAGAUAUCAAGUUCAAAACCAGCAAUUUCAAAUAUUUUGAAUAGAGUAAACCCCAGCUCAUAUUCGAGGGGAAUAAAGAAUGGUGCGCUCAGCCGAGGUAUUACUGCUGCAUUCAAGCCUACAAGUCAACACUACACGAACCCAACAUCAAAUCCAGUGCCUGCCUCGCCAGUAAAUUUUCAUCCUGAAUCUAGAUCUUCAGAUAGUUCUGUUAUUGUUCAGCCUUUGUCUAAACCUGGUUAUGUAACGAAGUCAUCACGAGUUAUUUCUAAUAAUUCUUCAGAGUUACUGUUUGACUUGACCCAGGAUACAGGAUUACCACUUUACCAAGGAGGACCAACACUUUCUAUAGCAGGUAUGAAUGAAAGUUCAUUUUUAUCAAAACGUCCUUCUACUUCUGAAGUAAACAGUGUUAAUCCAAAAAAGUCUAAACCCAGUGAAGGUGUUUCUGGAACAAAUUCCUCAGCUGUAUUUUCUUCAGUUAAAUCUCUUUCAGUGACAUCUCCCCAGGCUGUGCCGUCAAAAGGUACAAAUAUCUCAUCAAAUCAAUCGAAAAAUGGAACACCUUUUCCAAGAGCUUGUCCAAAGUGCAAUAUUCAUUUCAAUCUUUUGGAUCCUUUGAAAAAUCACAUGAAGUACUGUUGUCCAGACAUGAUAAAUAACUUUUUGGGACUGGCUAAAACAGAAUUUUCAAGUACAGCAAAUAAAAGUAAGACUGUUGAUUCAGAAAAAGGAAAACUGAUCAUGUUAGUUAAUGACUUUUAUUAUGGAAAACAUGAAGGAGAUGUCCAGGAAGAACAGAAGACUUACACAACCUUUAAGUGCUUCAGUUGCUUGAAAAUUCUUAAAAAUAAUAUUAGGUUUAUGAACCACAUGAAACAUCAUUUGGAACUUGAGAAGCAGAGCAGUGAAAGCUGGGAAAACCACACCACCUGCCAGCACUGCUACCGUCAGUUUCCCACACCAUUUCAACUGCAGUGUCACAUUGAAAGUACACACACACCCCAUGAAUUUUCUACCAUUUGCAAAAUAUGUGAAUUAUCAUUUGAAACAGAGCAUAUUCUUUUACAACAUAUGAAGGACAAUCAUAAACCUGGUGAAAUGCCAUAUAUUUGCCAGGUUUGCAAUUAUAGAUCAUCAUCAUUUUCUGAUGUAGAAACUCAUUUUAGAACAUCCCAUGAAAACACUAAGAACUUGCUAUGUCCAUUUUGCCUCAAAGUUAUUAAAAUUGCAACACCCUAUAUGCAUCAUUACAUGAAGCAUCAGAAAAAAGGAAUACAUCGUUGUACAAAAUGCAGACUACAGUUUUUAACAUGCAAAGAGAAAAUGGAUCACAAGACUCAGCAUCAUCGGACAUUUAUAAAACCUAAACAGCUAGAAGGAUUGCCUCCGGGAACAAAAGUUACUAUUCGAGCUUCAGUUGGCCCUCUUCAAUCAGGAUCUUCAACUACACCUACCAUUAGUGCAAGCACUUCUACCCUUCAGCUCUCACCUCCAAGGACUAAAAAUAUAACUGCUAAAAAUCCCACAAAAUCUAACACAAGUAAACCUAAUAUAACUAAAUCCAUUGCAAGUAAACCUAAUGCAAGUAAGCCUAAUGGAAGUAAAUCUAAAUACAAAUCAAAAAUAUCUAAUAUGCAAAAGAAACAAAGCACAUUGGCUAGUAGCAAUAAAAAAAGUAAAGUCAAUACAGCAUUGAGGAAUUUAAGGUAUCGUCGGGGAGUUCACAAGUGCAUUGAGUGUUGUUCUGAAAUAAAAGAUUUUGCAAACCAUUUUCCUACAUAUGUCCACUGUAGUUUUUGCAGAUACAACACUAGCUGUAGCAAAGCCUAUGUGAAUCAUAUGAUGAGCUUUCAUAGUAAUCGUCCAAGUAAAAGGUUUUGUAUCUUUAAGAAGUAUUCAGAAGAUCUCAGGGGCAUUACUCUAGUGUGCCUUAAUUGUGAUUUCCUAACUGAUGUUUCUGGCUUAGAUAAUAUGGCUACACACUUAAGUCAACAUGAAACUCAUGCUUGUCAAGUUGUAAUAGAGAAAGUUUCUGUUUGUAUCCCAACUUCUGAACAUCUUUCUGAAUUAAAAAAUGAAGCUCCCACUAAGGAACAAGAACCUGUGUCUGAGGAAAUUGCAAGACCUAAUAUGGCUGAAGGAGAAACAGAAACAUCAAAUUCUGAAAGUAAACAAGAUGAAGCUUCUUCAGAGGAAAUAAAAAAUGGAUGUGAUGUGCAUUUAUUUGAAGGCUCAUCAACAACAAAAAGUGAAGAAGGUGUAUCAGGUUCAGAUAAAGAAAAUGAUACCUGUCUUGAAGACCAGGAAACUGGCUCAAAGAAUAUCUUCAGUUAUGAUUCAAUUAUUGAUGCAGAUAAGGUGGAAAAGGAAAAACAAAUAGAGCACAUUUGUCAGGAAACAGAGUUGAAGAGGUGCCAAAGUUCAGAAAACUUCAUUGCAUGUGAUCAGACUGAAGAUUGCAAUGCCAGUGAAGCUAGAUUUUCUUCGAAGAAUAUUAAGGAUUUGCAGUUAACAUCUGGUGAUGUUAGCAUUGAUCAGUUUUUGAGAAAAAGAGAUGAACCUGAAUCUGUUAGUUCUGAUGUUAGUGAGCAAGGCAGUAUUCAUUUGGAACCUUUGACUCCAUCAGAAGUGCUUGAGUUUGAAGCCACAGAGAUUCUUCAGAAAGGUAGUGGUGAUCCUUCAGCCAAGACUGAUGAAGUAGUGUCUGAUCAAACAGAUGACGUUCCUGGAGAAAAUAGCCUUAGCACAACAGAGACAACAGGAGACCUGGCAGAUGAAAAAGAAAGAAGUUGAAAUUAAUUAGGCAUUCUAAGUUUUAGUGUACCAACGAUAAGAGCAUUUGGAACAGUGCUAUCAGGUGAGCUCAGUGGUGCUGUUGCAGAGUGCAGACAUAGAAAAAUGUGAGGGAGGUCAUUCAUACACUUUACCUGUAUAUUCAACCUAGGUUAUUAAAUCAGUUCAUCAUUAAUAGCAUGAUUAGUAUGAAUUUCCAAGAAGUUUUUAAGACAUGAGUAAGAUUUUAAUGAAAGUUAAGUUUGCAAUGAAAAAGUCUCAUUUAGCAGUUUUCGAGGUUAUGGAACUUGGUGGUCAAUAUGAAUUGAAUAUUAGAAUAUUAUACUAAUAAAGCUUUUGAAAUUUCCAUCAGUUCUAAACUAAAAGUCUUUAUUACCUGUACAUCCUUUUCAAUUAACUUAAAGGAAGAGAUUUGGAAACCACAUACCUUUUGGGAAUAAUUGAUUUAAAAUAAUGGCCGAUUGGCUUUGUUAAUGAAGGCUUCAUUUUGAGUAUGAUACUGGUAAAUGGAGCAUGUUUAGAAUGCUAAAUUAGUUGAUCUAAUGAGAAUUUGGAUGAACAUAAACUUAAUUUUGGAUAUAAUAUAACAUUCCAGACUGCCAGAAGCAUGUAAACAGAAUAUUUGAAUCUGUGUACCUCCAUACAAGUGUUAGCCUGCCAGGCUGUAAGCUUACCUUAAUUAAACUUUCAGUGAAAGUGAAAUUAUUAAAAUAAAAAUUUAUAUUUGUGCUUUUUGUCAGUGUGUAAGCUGUGCAGAAAUCCCUUGAUGUACUAGUUGUAUAAAGUAGAAACCCAUUGUUGAAACUCCUGUAGCUAUUAUGCUCUUAAUAUUGUUUUAAUGAUCUUCUUUAGAAAUAGACCCAUAAAAAUGGUCUGGAAACCAAACCAAAGUAUGGAUUAAUGUAGAUAUUGUAAAGCAGUAAACUGAAAACAUGUCCUGGCAUGAAUUCAGCCAUGUUUAAGUGACUUCUUCUGUAAUUGUAAAAUAGAAAAUUCAAAUGGGACCUAAAGCAGGAUGUAAAAAAUUGGUUUGGGAUAUUUAGCCUAAUUUAUCCAUAAGAUGGCUGCUAAAUUGAUUUUUUCAGUUUUUUUAUCAUAUAGAAAAUAAUAGAUAUAGAAAUGAAUAAUAUGAGUAACAGUAGUUUGCUUUGAAGUACUAAUAAACUUUUAUUUAAAAUGCUACAUUUUUACUUCUUAAAAUGUGCUUUGAAUUCUUAAAUUUUGUUUCACUGAAUGUUAAAUGUUUAAAAUGGCUAUUAAAAUUCUGCUGUAUAUAGUA
Molecule: messenger RNA, 4798 nt
Organism: Balaenoptera ricei (Rice's whale)
Lineage: Eukaryota; Metazoa; Chordata; Mammalia; Artiodactyla; Balaenopteridae
Gene: ZNF280D
Product: zinc finger protein 280D
Exons: 22
Coding region: 619-3519 (966 amino acids)
Biological process (GO): regulation of DNA-templated transcription
Molecular function (GO): DNA-binding transcription factor activity, RNA polymerase II-specific; RNA polymerase II cis-regulatory region sequence-specific DNA binding
Source: RefSeq, a predicted model, not a curated record